Cotesia congregata is the source of this 354-nucleotide messenger RNA. Lineage: Eukaryota; Metazoa; Arthropoda; Insecta; Hymenoptera; Braconidae. The record is from the annotation of a GenBank genome assembly.
AACGAAAUGAAACAAAAUAUGCCUGUGUUUGAUGUGCAUGCCAUUGUUAAAAUUGAUCGUGUGCCGCUAAAAAGGCCACACAAUAUGUCAGACCGUAAAGCUGUAAUCAAAAAUGCCGAUAUGUCGGAGGAAAUGCAACAAGAUGCUGUUGAUUGUGCAACUCAAGCACUAGAGAAAUAUAAUAUUGAGAAGGAUAUUGCAGCAUUUAUUAAAAAAGAAUUUGACAAGAAAUACAACCCGACGUGGCAUUGUAUUGUUGGACGGAACUUUGGCAGCUAUGUGACACACGAAACAAGACAUUUCAUUUACUUUUACUUAGGUCAGGUAGCAAUUCUUCUAUUCAAGAGUGGAUAA